CCUCGCGCAAUACUGUCGUUAAGAAGCCAGAGCAGAAGCCAAAGCGCAAGAGAGCCCCGCGCAAGACCGCCCCCCGCCAGGCUAAGAAAGCCGAGAUCAGGGAUGUUCCCUUUCCCUUCUUGGAACUCCCGGCUGAGAUUCGUGUAAUGAUCUACAAGCACCUGCUUGUCGAGUCUUCAGUCGAGCUCAGUUACAGAACCGGCGGACAGGGAAAAGGCCUUUCACGCGGUUGCUUGACCAAAGUGCCUGGCAAACACGGUCGCGCUGGGCAUGACAGCUGGGUCACGUUCAAACCCAAGCAUGAGCACGACAAGCCGACUCCCCUUCAGCCUGCAAUCUUGCGCGUUUGCAAGUUCAUCCGCGCCGAGGCCACCCCCCUCCUCUACGAUCAAACCUUCUAUUUUGAGAAUCCUCUCGCUCUCAAGAGAUUCCUCGCCCGCAUCACUCCGUCCACCCUCAGUCUUCUACGCAAGAUCGUCAUCCGCGGUUGGGCAGAACGUAACAUUCCCUGCUGGGUUAACGCGCUUGCCCUGGCUUUCGCCAUGUUGACCACUGCGCACAAUCUCGAGAGCGUCCGCUUCGACCGCAAAGUCAGCGGAUCUUCUGACCAAGGUUUCUGGGACCAACGUAGAUUCCCCGAGUACCUGCAGCACCUCGCUGUGGAGGACCUCAAAUUCUGGAUCCAGUAUGUCAACUCCACGGGUGGCAAGAAGGCCGCAGAGAUCUUGAGCUUCAGCGACAUCAACUUCGGCUCCCAGGAUGAGAUCGAGAACGACUACAAGGUCAUUGAAGAGCGCAAGAAGGUGUUCUUCAAGGAACUUCAGCUCGAGUAGAUCCUUCUCGCAAUCAUCACCAGUUCGAAGCUGUCGUGAUUGCGUUUGAGGGUCGACAACACAUCUCUCCGACAUGGUACGACGAAUGGGGUAUUGAGGCGUGCUUUGCCUUCACGGACGGAGUUUUGAGGUCAUGAUUGCCACGAUGGACAAUCAUUCGGACAGACACAGGCAUUCGGGGGCGCGAACUUGCUUUUCCUUUCUAUUCACACAUGCAAGCUCGACAAACAUUAUUGUCGACGAGGCAUACAGGCACACAAAUGAGUCGUGCAAAAUAGUCACUAUACCCAUGCGAGC
Messenger RNA from Aureobasidium pullulans EXF-150, 1130 nucleotides. RefSeq lists its product as uncharacterized. The transcript is spliced from 2 exons. The record is from RefSeq and is a predicted model, not a curated record. Lineage: Eukaryota; Fungi; Ascomycota; Dothideomycetes; Dothideales; Saccotheciaceae. Bases 147 to 833 code for a protein of 228 amino acids.